GGCCUCUGGUGACAUUUUCUCCGGGCGGCGCGGACGAGUGAAGGGACUUGGUGGUGGAGGCUGCGGAGGCGGCGAGAUUCUCUUUGGCCCCGGCAGGGCUCUGGCCACUGCCCUCUGUUCGCCGCCGGGGCUUGUGCCGAGAAGGUGAAGGCGGCGGUGGCCGUCGCAUUCCGAGUCGCCGAGGCCCGGAGGGACCCGGGGGGUCGGUGCGUGCCCCGACGGGGCGCGCGGAGCGGGCGAGGAGGUGCGGAGCCGCCGCGGGGCGCAGGUUGGUUUCCUGUUGCAUCAUUGAUAUAGCUUCCUAGACUCUGCUCCAUGAUUUAAGUCAAAAGUCUGAAAUGAAGAUGGAGGAGGCAGUGGGAAAAGUUGAAGAACUCAUUGAGUCUGAAGUCCCACCCAAAACUUCUCAACAGGAGACAGCUAAGGAGGAAGAUGGAUCUGUAGAACUGGAAUCUCAAGUUCAGAAAGAUGGUGUGGUGGAUUCUGCAGUGCUUUCUUCAAUGCCCUGCUUGUUGAUGGAACUGAGAAGGGACUCUUCUGAGUCUCAGUUAGCAUCCACAGAGAGUGACAAGCCAACAACUGGCCGAGUUUAUGAGAGUGACUCCUCUAACCACUGCAUGCUUUCCCCUUCCUCUAGUGGUCACCUGGCCGAUUCAGAUACAUUGUCUUCUGCAGAGGAGAAUGAACCCUCCCAGGCAGAAACAGCGGUGGAAGGAGACCCUUCCGGAGUGUCUGGUGCCACAGUUGGGCGCAAGUCUCGCCGGUCCCGAUCUGAAAGUGAAACAUCCACCAUGGCUGCCAAGAAAAACCGGCAAUCCAGUGAUAAACAGAAUGGCCGAGUUGCCAAGGUUAAAGGUCAUCGGAGCCAAAAGCACAAGGAGAGAAUCAGGCUACUGAGGCAGAAACGAGAGGCUGCUGCACGGAAGAAAUAUAACCUGUUGCAGGACAGUAGUACCAGUGAUAGUGACCUGACUUGUGACUCAAGCACAAGCUCAUCAGAUGAUGAUGAAGAGGUUUCAGGGAGCAGCAAGACAAUCACUGCAGAGAUACCAGAUGGACCUCCAGUUGUAGCUCAUUAUGAUUUGUCUGACACCAGCUCUGAGCCAGAAGUGGUAAAUGUGGACAAUUUACUGGCGGCUGCAGUAGUUCAAGAGCACAGUAAUUCUGUAGGAGGCCAGGACACAGGAGCUACCUGGAGGACCAGCGGGCUUCUAGAGGAGCUGAAUGCAGAGGCAGGUCAUUUGGAUCCAGGAUUCCUAGCAAGUGACAAAACACCUGCUGGCAAUGCACCACUCAAUGAAGAAAUUAAUAUUGCCUCUUCAGAUAGUGAAGUAGAGAUUGUGGGAGUUCAGGAACAUGCAAGGUCUAGGGUUGCAGUUAUGAAGUAUUGAUGGGCUUCUGGCAGGGUUAUCGCUUGGAAGAAGGUUUUAGGUGUGUCCAUCCUCGAGGAGGUGUGAUUCAGAGUGUUUCUUCAUGGAAGCAUGGCUCUGGCACACAGUAUGUUAGCACCCGGCAAACACAGUCAUGGACUGCUGUGACUCCCCAGCAGACUUGGGCUUCGCCUGCAGAAGUUGUUGACCUUACAUUGGAUGAGGAUAGUAGACGUAAAUACCUACUGUAAUACAAUGUCACUGUGUUUCCUGCACUGUUCCCUUCAAUUUCCUCCUCCUCCUCUUUGUGACAUGGAAGUUCAUUGUCAUAGCUUCAGCCUCAGAAGCUGUUUGUGGCAUUGUAUAACUCAUGGAAAAUUGCCCCCCCCCCCUUUUUUAAAUUAAAAGAAGUCACUUAGGAAAAUAACUUAUCACAGAGAAAAGAAUUUUUCUUCUUUCCUUCAGUAGGAAUAUGAGAAUGAUGAAUGUUAUUAGACAACUUCAUUUUAUUUGGUGACUUUCAAUCUUAGGAAACUCUACCUUCUGUUUAGAAUAAUAUUCUAAUUACCAGGUGAAAUGGAUUUCAGUUUUCGAAUCUUGUAUUUAUUUUUCUGUGUGAUAAGAUUAAUAUCUAGACUUGACCACUGUCAGCCCACCCAUUGGCACUCCCACCUUAGGGCGUUUGCACACAUAUUAGUCGGGUCCUUACUGGUACCUCGUAGGGCAUGUGCAUUGAAAACCUGUCCUUAAAAAUAGAAGACAGAAGUGUUACUUUGCUUUUAGCUUAAGUCUUCUGCCUUCUUUCCUGACUUUGCUCCUGGCUGACUUCCUACAACACAAAUAAUUGAUAUGCCCCUUUGUGUUUAUAAAUACUGCUAAGGUGAGUUAGUUGAUUUCCUUGUUGCAAUAAUUCAUAACUUUGGAAAACAUCUCCUUUUGGGGCAGAGGCAUUUCAGAUAGAUACCCACCAUGAGGUUUGGGCAUCUGAAGGGAGUAUUAAGAGAUUCCCCCCCUCCCCCCGGUUUAUUCAUAUAAUGGGAGAACAUAGAACCUGCUACGUAGGUAGAAUAUGAAAAGUUAUGUGGCUUCUAAGGCUCUGACACUUACAGAUCUGAGAGGACAGUGCCUUCUUUCAUAGCCAGUUUCUCUAUAAAGGCUGUACAACAACUGUUUGACACUUGAGCUGACGUCCUGAUGCUAUAUUUGGGUAUUUUUCUCCUCUGCCUUCUAAAAGUGGAAAAAUCAAAAUACACCAUAAGAAAUGUGACGCAAGCACAUUAAUGGCACUGUAAGUUUUACAGCAUCUAACCGGAAUAACAAGGGGUAGUAGGAGCUUCAGGGAAUUCAGGAAAUGCCAGUGUUGGAGUUUUGUGGCAUUAGCUACUACCUUUUUUCCUAUAACGUUGUAGUUACUGGUGAAUUAUUUUACAAGCAAUACCUAGAGUUAGAAACACUAUGUACUGUGCACAGGGAGGAGUGAAGUAAUACUGGCUUAGAAGACCUCACUUUUUGUUUAUUCACAGUUUAUUUGCUUUUUUAAUGUUUUCGUUCCAUUUUUACUGUAUAAUGUGGCUGUAGUCCUUUGCCUCCCUCCCCAAAUGCCUUGGGGGCUCUUCCGUAGCGUAAGAGCAUGAGAACUACCAUUUUCAGUUUCCAUUCAGCUGACACGCAUAUACCAAGUGCCUGUUGUGCAAAAGGCACUGUGUGAGGUGGCACUGUGGGGCUGCUGAAGUGAAAGAGACACCCCCCGCGUGCGCCUGUGUCAGAGUCUGCCUGGCUCCACCUGCCUGGCCUUUUCUGCUGUGUUUUGUAAAAACUUUUUUAUUCCUUUCCCCUUCUUCCUGCUGCUUUCAUUUGUCCGUACACCUCUUCCAUGGGAGUGUAUUUAAGCUUGUGUUCUUUGACCUUCUCUGAUAACAUCUCAUGUGAUCUGGCCUCUGUUCUUCAUCAACUUUUCAUUUUUCUAUCAAUCUACAUUUAAUAGACCAGUCUUUUUAAAUGAUCAUGAACUCCAGUUUUAGCACCUCAUACCAAGCCUUUCACACAGCCACAAUUCUAGAGAAAAACCAAAGACCUAGAGGCCAGAGCAAAAUAGGACCUUCUGCAGAUUCACUACUGGUGUAUCCUUGGACCUUCACAUUUUACUUUAGGAUUAAUUUAUUGAAUUUUACUGUUACAUGUUGUUUUUGACUUGAAUUAAAAUGCUAGACAAAGCAGAAAUGUACAAUUUCUGGUCUGUGUUUUCCAGGAAAAUCAUUGGGAAAAAAAUAGAGUGGAUUAUAUGACUUGAAGUUUUUUGCAGCUUAUUUUCCCCCCAGUAUCAGGGCAGAGUCCCAUUUUAAAGAACAUUUUUGCAUUACCUAUACUUUUUUUUUUCCCCAGGGCUGCACCUGUGGCAUAUGGACAUCCCCAGCUCCUGAAUUGGAGCUGCAGCUGCUGGCCUACGCCAGAACCACAGCAACACAGGAUCUGAGCCUCGUCUGUGACCUGUACCACAGCUCAUGGCAACACCGGAUCCUUAACCCACUGAGCGAGGCCAGGGAUUGAACCUGCAUCCUCAUGGAUACUAGUCAGGUUUUUAAGCCUCUGAGCCACAACAGGGAUUCCCGCAUUACCUGUUCUUAUGAUAACGAUUUGUUUUGUUUUGUCCAAUUCCACAUAGCAGGUGAUUUCCAGGACAAUUUUCUUUAGGUCCCUAAUAGUCCUCCUCUAAAGAGAAUUCUUUUGGUGUGCUGUGUGCACUGUGGAUUGGGAGCAAAGGGUGAAGUUGUAACGAAGCUCUUUUCUGGCCUUUCGCUUUUACAUUGGGUUCCAUAUACAUACACUUGGCCCUCAUCUGUCCCUUUUCCAGCACCUUGACUACCUGGCUUGAUGCACCAGAACAAAAAUUAAGAUGCAAAAAGCAAGGAGGGGAAGGGAUGCUAGAAAGUCAGCUUUUUUCUCCCUACUAGGUUGGGACUUUUCCACUUACUAACUAUAGAGAGACUAUGUUUCAAUUCUUUUUUCGUUGCCAGAUCCAGGAGAGUCAGGCUAUGAUUGCUGGCAAGAUAUUAAAGAUAAAAUUGUCUGAAAUUCUGUGACAUUUAAAAUUUCUUUUAAGGGGGUCUUUUUAAACCAGAGUUUUACAUUUGGUAGCACAAAUUCUUCUUUAUGCUUCACAGUCUCUUCAAAGUGAUAUCUCUGCUAAAAUGGUACACUUGGGUCACAGAUAGUUUUAUGGCACUAACUUGGUUAAGUGCCCCCCUCCCCAAUUUGAAACCAUGGAGUAGUAAAUUAGCUAUUGCAUCACCUGGACUGCCCUGUAACAUGUGAUUACUGUUUGCCAGUAGUUGUCUUUUCAUUUUGAUGGAAGGGGCCAGACUGAAUGGACGCCAUUAAAAUUGAGCAUCCCAUCAGCUCUGCUUUUAUUAUUAUCAAUUGUGAAUAUGAACUGUCUAAUUUGCAAGUUUAGUCAGUUACUUUUAGCAGAUUAGCACCGUAUAGGUAACUUAAAAAUGAAUUUGUUGCCUGCUUUUUAUACUGUGUCACAAGGUUUUUGAAAAAGCUGGGGACACAAUUUUAUCUUUUAGUUUAAACUUUUUUUUUUUAAGGCAAAGAGCCCUAAUCCCUGUUUUUCAGUAUGUGUGUGAUGUGACUUCCAUGUAUAUAUAAAAAUGAUUGCGCCCUAACCAAACUUCCUCAGAUUGUGCACUGUUUGUUUAAAAUAAUCACGUAUUUUAGUCCAAUGCUGUUGUAUUUUUUCAUUUUAUUUAAAACACUACGUACUUCUAAUUCUUUUAACAAAUUUUAAAGGGUAGUGAUCUUAAAAAAAAAAUCACUGGAUAACUAGGAAAUAUUUUUGUUGUUGUUUUGUUUUUUAAAGAGUACAAAGGUCAUUUUGAAGCCUUUUGCUCCUCUUACCGUGAAGAAUGAAAUGUUAGCCAUUGUAUGGCUAGGAACCAAUGCACUUGGUGGUUAACAGAUCUGCUGUUGCUGGAGUGUGAGCGUGGACUUGAUGCAGUGACGACAAAUCAUUGCUUAGAAUUGAUGUUUUAAAAUGUGCAACUCUAGUUUUUAAAACAAAAUUUGGUUCUUCUUUACGUUCAUUAUUUAGUUUUUGUUUCCAUUUAGUAUUUAAUGGUCUUUGGAGAAAAAAAAUAAUAAAACAGAGUGUUAUAUAUAUAUUUUUUGGUGCAAGAUAAGAUUUUCUGUUUUUUUUUUGAAAUAAGUCUGUAGCAUAAAGGUUAAACUAUUUUAAGACAAAAUAAAAUAGAGUGUAUUUAAACAAUGAUAAUUUCUGAGGAUUUUUUUUUUCUAUCUGCUUCAGUUAAUUAGAUGGUGCCUGGAGCAGCUCUCAAGUUAGCUUUUGAAUGUUAAAGUGAAUUAUAUUUUGUUAACAGAUCUUAUUGUUACAUGUUGCCCUGACUUUUCCAAGCAACAGCUGUAUCCUACUCCUAGAAUAUUUUGCAAGUGGGCUUUGGCUUAUUAGAUCUAGAUAAAAAUAGCUUUGCAUGAGCUUUCCUUAGCCCCCACCCCCCAUCCAGUUAGGACCAGUGAGAUUUCAGAGAAAGCUGAAGACUCCCUAGUGCUAGGCCUCUUUGCUCCUGGGAACAAAGCUCAGCUGACAGUUACUUCCCAGAGACCAGCGUGCCAGGGUGAUGCUGUGACUACAUGCACUUUGCUCAUGGUUGAAGCAAAUACAGGAUGUUUCAAAAAUAGCCUAAAUAAAUUUCCUCCUAAUGUGGUUCUAUUUUCAGGUUUUUUAUUUGGUUAUCAAAAUGGUAGGAACCACCACAUUAACAUCUUAAGACUUUUGUAACUUAGCUUCACAUAAAGGAGACUGGGGAACUCAGGAGAGUAAGGCUUGUGUUUAUUAAAAUAUCCAUAUUCAUCAGAUUUUUAGUUUUGCUUACACAGGAAAGAGAUGUGUUAACAAUUAGAAAAUAUACUUUAACAGUUAGAAAAUGUCUUCGGUUUUUCGAAAUGGUUCUCUUAUACUACCCUGUAUCUGAGACCUAGACAUAUUAGUGCCUAUGAGAAACUUCUUUUCUUGGGCUCUAGAAGAAGAUUGUUUACCUUUGGCCCCUUUUGCCUUGGAUGCUGCUUUUGAAGACUAGUCAAGGCAUGAGUAAGUAAAAUCAUCUGUGACUAGUACUUAAUCCUACUCUGGCUUUCUCUUUACUCUGCUGGCUUUUGGCUUUGCUUUCCCAUAUUUGUAUAUUUUUCACAGUAGAUGACAGCUAUUUAUAUCUUUAGUCCAAACAGAAAAAUUACAUAACCUUUACCAAAUAUAUAAAUAUUUCUUCAGUUCCAAUUUUGCAACUGUGAAAUAAGGUGAAUUUCCUCUAGGUUUUGUUUGAACCAUAUUACUGAUCUGUGAAGGAGUGAGCCUCCUAGAUCCCUGGUAGGUAUGAUUUUCUUUACUUCCUUAACUCCAUGGUUUAGAGCACACUGAUUUACAGAAUUAGAGAAGUUCCUGGUCUGUACAGUGGAGCUUUGGCUGGGAGAAUCUGCCGGAGCAAAAGAAGGCAGUGGCAAAUACAGAAGGAGCAACGAGCUCAGGAAAAGAUGCAGGUGAUGCUCCUGACCAUCGUAGAGAUGUGGAAGAGAGCACCCGUUAGCCCAGCAAAGGUCAUGACACUGUUGGCUCAAUUCAGCUGUCAUUGUGCUACUGUGGGGGUAGCAUGCCUUCUAGCUGGGGAUGGUUUUAGGCAAAGAUUCUCUUAUGUGAUGAAGAUUCACCAUUUCUUUCUUGCUGCCAAGUCUUAAGAUCUCAUGUGGUACGUAAAAGGUGGUGAUGAGGUCAAGCCUUAGAAGAAAGUGGCAGCAGCAGCUGGUAUGAUCUGUUCCUUGGUCCUGGCCUGCUGCUUGGAAACACCCCUUGGUUGUAAAUUCUAUUGAUUUAACUUCAUAUGCUUUGUUAAAGGAAACUCUUUGGUACCAGUUUUUUUCCUUUGUGCUUUGAUAAUUGACACCUCAAAGGAGUCAUUUCUCUUUCCUUUCCGUGAUUGCUCUGGCCUAAGAAUGGGAACGUGACGUGUUGGGGACUGUUGACGCCACAGGUGUGGACCCUCACUUUUGUGGUUGAGUCUAUAGCAGACAGAUCUGACUUUAGGAUGGAUCUUGGCAUCUGCAACACCUCAUUGCUGCAGACCAGAGAGUGUGUUGACUGGUGUUUUAAAAGCCUGAACCAGAGAACAGGCGACCCCAGAAGGACUGUAUGACCACUGAGGGAUUUGAUUUCUAUGCCUAUAAAGUGGAGAGUUUCUAGGAUUUCUUUUCUGAGACUGAAAGGUAGAGCUGUGUUAUUUUAGGGGGUAAUUCAUUGUUCUGCAGCGCCAUGGCUUUUCAGGCAGGAAUUCAGAAGAGCAACUCACUCCAAAAAGCUGUUCAAAGGACGACAGUUCUUUCAUCUCACUUAAGCUUUUGGAAGGUGUUGGAUGAUGCUGCCCACAAAACCUUGAAUUUCUACAAACUCUUUUAAGAGUUUUAAAAGAGUAUUUAUUUCAAAAUUUCUACAUGGGGGUAAAAAGUGGUACAGAUUGUUAUCCUGAUAUUGCAGAUUGGAAGACUGAGAACAGAAGAAUAACAGCUUAUCCAGAUUUCCAUAGUCUUUGCAAGAGCAGAUUUUCCCCCUGUAAUCCAAAUUAGGACUUUUGAGCUUUAAGAAAAACAAAACUUCUUUUCCCCACCUGGUUUUUCCUUCAUGCUUAUUGCUGCUGAUUCUGCUUUGUUCCAGCCUGAGAAGAAUUGCAAGUCUUUCUGAGAAGGUCAUGUUUGGUUCCCUUUUUUCUUGGGCUAAGUGAUCACAGAUUUAAACACCAGACUCACUCAUCUGUAUAGGCCUCUCAGCUCCAGCUCAGGAAUGGCCUCGGCAAGUUUUUCCUAGAUAGAUUCCCUGUCUCCUAGUGAAACAGGAAAAUACAGAUGGUCAGUAAACAUAGGAAAGAUGCUUGAGCUCACUACUAAUAUAGAAAGGCAUCCUUACAUUAUAGGCUGCCGUUUCACAAAGGCAGAAUCAGACAGGAAUACAUUUAAAUCCAAUUAGGAGGCAGGACAAGGACAACUCACUUGCCCUCUUGUGUGAACUAUUUUGGAAAACGGUGGAAUUGUCUGGUUAAAAAGCUGUAAACCUCAAGCUGUGGACUUAAUGUUUGUCCCGCCCCUUUCAUAUGUUGAAGGCCUGCUCCACAAUGUGAUGUUAUUUGGAGAUGAGGCGCUUGGGAGGUAAUUAAGUUUAUAUGAGAUUCUAAGGGCAGAACCCCCAUGAUGGGCUUAGCGCUCUUACUAGAAGAGGAGACCUCAGCCUUACAUGUGAGGACACAGUAAGAAGGCAAGCCAGGAAGAGGGUUCAUGCAAAUCCGACCUUGCUCAUCUUGGACUUGGAGCCUCCAGAACUGUGAGGAAAAAAUGGCUUGUUCAAGAUACCCACUCUAGCAUUUUGUUGCGACAGCUGGAACUAAGACACCCAUGACCCAGUAGUUACUCUCUCUGGAAUAAUACCCUUGAGCAACUUUUAAACUAGUGGUAGCCUAUGUAGGGAAGUCAUGAGAUCAGUUCAGCGUCUGUAAACUAUCUUUUUACUUAAGGAAAUAUAACAACACAGAAGAUAACAGGAGACAGUAUUAUUACAUGAAACUUGUUAUAUACUGAUAAACAUCUACACACAAAUACUUGUGUGCAUAGGGUCAAGAUAUGCAAUAUAUUUUAUUUAUUUUUACUGUGGGUUGUAGUAAAAAAGAUAUGGAAAGCCAUGGUUCUAGAGAAACUAGUUUUAUGUGCUUAAAAAUGUUUAGUGUCACUUUCCCUAAUUUUUGGCUUAUUUCAGUGAGGGCGUUCAUCUGUAGGAUGGAUAAGCAGUGUAUUUAUUCAGCGUUUAGCCUUUAGCCACUGAGAAAAUUAAUAUAAGCAAUAUUUAUAUACUUAUAUCCCAUUAUAGCAAUGUGGAUAAACCUCAACAAUGUGGAGUAGGAAAAGAGCAAGUUGCAGAAGAUGUACUGCAUGAAGUUUAAAAAGAACAGUACAUAUAUUGACACAAGAUUGACACAUGUAGAGUAAGAAUAUAAAAACAUACGUGAGAAUAAUAAACACCAGAUUCAGAGUAAUGGUCCCCAGAGGUGGGGAGAGGUAGGGAGGGGACAGAGCUUCAACUUUCUUGGCAAAAUUUCUUAGGCUGGGUAGUGGGGACACAGAUGUAUGUUAUUCUUUGUACCUUUAAAUAUUUCAUAAUAAAAUUUAAAAAUUGUUCUGUCUCAAGUAGAACGAAUAAAAGCUCUUUAUGACAUUCCAAAUGAGAUUAGUAGAAAUGAGUAAGAUGAAGCAGAUUUCUUUUAGAUGCCCUCUACAUGUUUUGGAUAUGUCACCAAAAGUAUAAGCAGCAGCAAAAAAUAAAUUUGAUAAAUUGAACUUUUAACAAAAUUAAAUUUGUGCUUCAAAGGAUACCAUCAAGAAAGUGAAAUGACAUCCCAGGGAAUUAGGAGAAAAUAUUUGUAAAUCGUGUAUCUGAUAAGGUACUUGUGUCUAGAAUAUAAAAACUUACAACUCAAAAAAAGACCAAAAAAAAAAAAAA
Molecule: messenger RNA, 9918 nt
Organism: Sus scrofa (pig)
Lineage: Eukaryota; Metazoa; Chordata; Mammalia; Artiodactyla; Suidae
Gene: ARK2N
Product: arkadia (RNF111) N-terminal like PKA signaling regulator 2N
Source: RefSeq, a predicted model, not a curated record